This is a messenger RNA of Phyllostomus hastatus (greater spear-nosed bat), 9698 nucleotides long. RefSeq names its product SCO-spondin-like. NCBI's taxonomy places the organism in Eukaryota, Metazoa, Chordata, Mammalia, Chiroptera, Phyllostomidae. The record is from RefSeq and is a predicted model, not a curated record. Gene Ontology annotation, cellular component: extracellular matrix. Gene Ontology annotation, molecular function: peptidase inhibitor activity; protein binding.
AUGGCGCCCGCAGCCCGCAGCUGGGCAGGAGAGGGGAAGGGCGCCCGGUUGGGGGAGGGGAGCGAGGAAGCGGGAGGGGCACCGCGGGGCGCCGGUGGGGGAGGCCGAGGCAGGGGCGUCCAGGAGUGGGCUCACAGCGGGUGCCGGCGGGCAGGUGACGGCCGGGAGGGGAGACGUCCGGGGCGGUGGUGUGAGCAGACGGAGACCCUCCUGGUGGAGGAGGAAGUGACCCCCCGUCGGGAGGACCUGGUGCCCUGCACCAGCCUCUACCAUUACCUGCGCCAGGGCUGGCGAGCGGACCUGUCCUCGGGUGGCCCCGCAGGGCUCUGUCCCAUCUACAAGCCCCCGGCGACCCGGCCUGUUCCAUGGAACCGGACAGUGAGGGCCUGCUGCCCGGGCUGGGGGGGCUCCGACUGCGCCCUGGCCCUUGCAGACACCAGCCCCGAGGGCCACUGCUUUGCCACGCGGCGGUGCCAGCCUCAGGCAGGCUCGGCUAAUGCUUCUGCAGCAAGCCUGGAGGAGUGCUGUGCCCAGCCCUGGGGUCACAGCUGGCCAGAUGGCCACUCCCAGGCCUGCCUCAGCUGCCCCAGCCAUCAGCUCCCAGGGAGCACCCCCUCUCCAGCCCCCCUGCAGCCCCUGGCAGGGGCCGUGGCCCAACUCUGGAGCCAGCGCCAGCGACCCUCGGCCACCUGCGCCACCUGGUCUGGCUUCCACUACCGCACCUUUGACGGCUGCCACUACCACUUCCUGGGCCGCUGCACUUACCUGCUGGCAGGUGCUGCUGACUCCACCUGGGCCGUCCACCUGAGCCCCGGGGGCCCUUGUCCGCAGCCUGGGCACUGUCAGCUUGCCCGGGUGCUGAUGGGACCGGAGGAGGUGCUGAUUCGGGGCGGAAAUGUCUCUGUGAAUGGGCAGCCGGUACCUGAUGGGGAGUCUCAGCUGCUCCCUGGGCUGAGCUUGCAGUGGCAAGGGGACUGGCUGGUGCUGUUGGGAGGCCUGGGGGCCGUGGUGCGGCUGGAUAGGUCCGGUUCGACCUCUGUUUCUGUGGACCACGAGCUCCAGGGACAGACGCGAGGCCUCUGUGGGGUCUACAGUGGUUGGCGUGAAGAUGACUUCCUGGAGCCAGGAGGGGGCCUGGCUGCACUGGCGGCCACCUUCGGGAAUUCCUGGAGGCUCCCCGACUCAGAGCCUGGGUGUCUGGAUGCGGUGGAGGCAGCCCGGGGCUGCAAGGAGCCCCUGAGGGGCUCGGAAGCGGGCGUGGAGGCUGGCCAGCUGCGGGCUGAGGCCCAGGAUGUGUGCCACCAGCUGCUGGAUGGCCCUUUCAGAGGAUGCCAUGCUCAGGUCCCCCCUGCCGACUACCACGAGGCCUGCCUCUUUGCCUACUGUGCCGCGGCCCCAGCGGGCACUGGCGGGGAGGGCCGUAGGCAGGCUGUGUGUGCCACCUUGGCCAACUACGCCCAGGACUGUGCCAAGCGGGGCAUCCACGUGCUCUGGAGGAAGCCGGGCUUCUGUGAGCGCCUGUGCCCGGGAGACCAGCUGUACUCGGACUGCGCGUCCGCCUGCCCGCCCAGCUGCUCGGCGGGGGACGCGGGAGCGGAGGGGUCCGGCCGAGAGGAAUGCGUGAGCGGCUGCGAGUGCCCGCCCGGCCUCUUCCGGGACGGCACCCUCUGUGUGCCGGCCGCCCGCUGCCCCUGCUUCCACCGACGCCGGCGCUACGCCCCCGGGGACUCUGUGCGCCCGCGGUGCAACCCGUGCGUGUGCCAGGACGGCUGCUGGCUCUGCGCGCAGGCGCCGUGCCCCUCCGAGUGCGCGGUGGGCGGCGACGGGCACUACCUCACCUAUGAUGGGCGGAGCUUCUUCUUCCGCGGCAGCUCAGGUUGCCGUUCCGUCCUGGUGCAGGACUUGGGCAAGGGGCAGCUGCUGAUUGUGCUCGAGCAUGGGGCCUGCGACUCUGGGAGCUGCCUCCACGCCGUCUCGGUCUCCCUGGGGGACACCCACGUGCAGCUCAGGGACUCAGGAGCUGUCCUGGCCAAUGGGCAGGACGUGGGCCUGCCCUGGAGCAGCCCUGGGGGCCUCAGCGUCUCCCGAGCCUCCUCCGCCUUCCUGCUGCUGCGCUGGCCCGGAGCCCAGGUCCUCUGGGGGGUGUCUGACCCUGCAGCCUACAUCACCCUGGACCCCCGCCAUGCCCACCAGGUGCAGGGGCUGUGCGGCACCUUCACCUGGAACCAGCAGGACGACUUCCUGACGCCUGCCGGCGACGUGGAGACCAGCAUUGCUGCCUUCGCUCGCAGGUUCCAGCUGGCAGGGGAGGCAAGGUGCCCCUCGGACGACAGCACCCCACUUUCCCCCUGCAGCACCCACACACAGCACCACGACUUCGAGGAGACAGUCUGUGCCAUCCUGAAUGGCCCGGCCUUCCAGGAGUGCCACGGGCUGGUGGACAGGGAGCUGUUCCACCGCCGCUGCCUGGCAGCCGUGUGUGGCUGUGCCCCCGGCAGGGACUGCCUGUGCCCGGCGCUCGCUGCCUAUGCCCGCCGCUGUGCCCAGGAGGGCGCCCCAUCUCCCUGGAGGAACCAGACUCUCUGCCCUGUCCCGUGCCCCGGGGGCCAGGAGUACCAGGAGUGUGCCCCGGCGUGCGGUCGAAACUGCGGGGAGCCCGAAGACUUCGGGGAGCUGGGCAGCUGUGUGGCCGGUUGUAACUGCCCCAAGGGGCUGCUGUGGGACCCCGAGGGCCAGGGUGUGCCCCCCAGCUUGUGCUCCUGCCAGCUCGGAGCCCAACGCCAUGCCCCUGGCAGUGCCACCAUGAAGGACUGCAACCGCUGUGUCUGCCGGGAGAGGGGCCUCUGGAACUGCACCGCUCGCCGCUGCGCCCCCCAGUGGGCAUUCUGCCCCCACGGGCUCGUCCAUGUCCCUGGCGCCUGCCUCCUCACCCGUGACAGCCCCGGGGCCAACCACUCCUGCCCCCCGGGCAGCUCAGGGGACUGUGUCUGCCCCCCGGGCACGGUAUUGUUGGAUGAGCACUGUGUGCCUCCUGAGCUCUGUCCCUGCCGCCACGGCGGGCAGCGGUACCCACCCAACGCUACCAUUCAGGAGGACUGCAACAUUUGCGUGUGCCAGGGCCGGCAGUGGCACUGCACAGGCCAGCGGUGCAGUGGAUGGUGCCAGGCCUCGGGUGCACCCCACUACGUGACGUUCGACGGGCUGGCCCUCACCUUCCCGGGGGCCUGCGAGUACCUGCUGGUGCGCGAGGCCGGCGGCCAGUUCACAGUCUCCGCCCAGAACCUGCCCUGCGGGGCCAGCGGCCUCACCUGCAUCAAGGCGCUGACCGUGCGGCUGCAGAGCACUGUCGUGCACAUGCUCAGAGGCCGGGCAGUGACGGUGAACGGGGUGAGCGUAACGCUCCCCAAGGUCUACACGGGCCCCGGGCUGGGCCUGCGCCGAUCCGCCGGCCUCUUCCUGCUGCUCACCGCCCGCCUGGGCCUCACCCUGCUCUGGGACCGAGGCACCCGGGUCCUGGUGCACCUGUCCCCGCAGUUCCGCGGCCGUGUGGCCGGGCUGUGUGGAGACUUUGAUGGAGAUGCCAGUAAUGACCUGCGGAGCCGCCAGGGAGUCCUGGAGCCCACGGCCGAGCUGGCGGCCCACUCCUGGCGCCUCAGCCCUCUCUGCCCCGAGCCCGGGGACCUGCCACACCCCUGCACCGUGAACGCCCACCGGGCCGCCUGGGCUCGCGCCCGCUGUGGGGUGCUGCUGCAGCCGCUCUUUGCCCGGUGCCACGCGGAGGUGCCCCCGCAGCAGCACUACGGGUGGUGCGUGUACAACGCCUGCGGCUGUGACUCAGGGGGCGACUGCGAGUGUCUCUGCUCGGCCAUUGCCACUUACGCAGCGGAAUGUUCCCGGCAUGGGCUCCACGUGCGCUGGCGCAGCCAGGAGCUCUCCCCUCUGCAGUGUGAAGGGGGUCAGGUGUAUGAGGCCUGUGGCCCUGCGUGUCCCCCCACCUGCCAUGACCACGGUCCUGAAGCCGGGUGGCACUGCCAGGCUGUCACCUGUGUGGAGGGCUGCUUCUGCCCUGAGGGCACCCUGCUGCAUGGAGGCGUCUGCUUGGAGCCGGCGUCCUGCCCCUGUGAAUGGGGGGGCAGCUUCUUCCCACCAGGCACGGUGCUACAGGAAGACUGUGGGAACUGCACGUGCCAGGACAGCCAGUGGCUUUGCGGGGGUGGCGGCGGUGCCCGCUGUGAGGAGCCCGGGCCUGGCUGUGCAGAGGGAGAGGCCCUGUGCUAGGAGAGCGGGCACUGUGUGCCCCACGAGUGGCUUUGUGACAACCAGGACGACUGUGGCGAUGGCUCGGAUGAGGAGGGCUGUGCCGCUCCGGGCUGCGGGGAGGGGCAGGUGUCUUGCAGCUCCGGCCGCUGCCUGCCCCUGGCUCUGCUCUGCAACGGGCAGGACGACUGUGGAGACGGGACGGAUGAGCAGGGCUGCCCCUGCCCCCCGGGCUCCCUGGCCUGCGUGGACGGGCGUUGCCUGGCCCCGGCCGUGCUGUGUGACGGGCACCCUGACUGUCCAGACGCUGCUGACGAGGAGUCCUGUCUGGGUGACUGCACCCCUGGGGAGGUGCCCUGCGUCGAUGGCACCUGCGUGGGGACCACCCAUCUGUGUGAUGGAGUCUGGGACUGUCCAGAUGGAGCAGAUGAGGGGCCCGGGCACUGCCCCCUCCCCGCACUGCCCACGCCCCCUGCUGGCACCUUGCUCAGCCCCUCUGCUGGCUCCCUGGCGGCCGCUCCAACUCCCCUGGCCAGCACCAGCCCUGCGCUGCCCUGCGGCCCCUUGGAAUUCCCGUGCGGCAGCGGCGAGUGCACCCCGCGGGGCUGGCGCUGCGAUGGCGAGGAGGACUGCACGCACGGCAGCGACGAGCGGGGCUGCGGGGCGCCCUGUGCGCACCCCGACGUGCCCUGCGCCCGCGGCCCGCACUGCGUGGCCCCCGCGCAGCUGUGCGACAGCGCGCCCCACUGCCCCGACGGCUCGGACGAGGGCCCCGACGUCUGCGAGGAGCUGCCGGCCCCGGGAGGCCCCAACGGGACAGGGGUUCCCUGCCCAGAGUACUCCUGCCCGGAUGGCCUCUGCAUCAGUUUCCAGCUGGUGUGCGAUGGGAAGCCUGACUGUGAAAUGGCAUCAGGGGCCAAGGUCUCCGCAGAAGAGCAGGGCUGUGGGGCCUGGGGCCCCUGGAGCCCAUGGGGGCCCUGUAGCCGCACGUGUGGGCCCAGGGUGCAGGGCCGGAGCCGCCACUGCUCCCCGCCCGGGCUCCCAGUGCUGCAGCUCUGCCCGGGGCCUGGGUGCCAGACUCAGGCCUGCCUCACGGCUGCCUGCCCAGUGGAUGGUGAGUGGACCUCCUGGUCGCCCUGGUCCCUGUGCUCUGAGCCGUGCGGGGGCUCCGAGACCCGGCAGCGGCAGUGCCGCCCGCCCGAGAACGGGGGCCGGGCCUGUGCUGAGCUGCCCGGGGGCCCACACAGCACCCACCAGACCCGUCCCUGCCUUCAGGAGGGCUGCCCCAAUGCCACCUGCUCUGGGGAACUCGUGUUCUGGCCCUGUGCCCCCUGCCCUCUGACCUGCGACGACAUCUCCGGUCAGACCGAGUGCGCCGAGGACCGGCCCUGCAGCAGCCCAGGCUGCUGGUGCCCCACUGGGCAGGUGCUGGGCAGUGAGGGGCAGUGUGUGCGGCCCGGGCAGUGCCCCUGCCUGGUGGACGGUGCCCGCUACCAGCCCGGGGAGCACAUCGGGGUCAACUGCCAACUCUGCAUCUGCCGGGACGGGCGGCCCCAGAGCUGCCGGCCCAGCCCGGACUGAGCCGUGAACUGUGGCUGGUCCUCCUGGUCCCCCUGGGCCGAGUGCCUGGGCCCCUGUGGGAGCCAGAGCAUUCAGUGGUCCUUGCGGAGCCCCAGCAACCCCCGCCGCUCCCGCCGAGGCCGCCAGUGCCGAGGCAUCCACUGCAAAGCCCGCAGGUGCCAGACGGAGCCGUGCGGGGGCUGCGAGCAGCACGGCCAGGUCCACCGCGUCGGGGAGCGCUGGCGAGGGGGCCCCUGCAGGGUCUGCCAGUGUCUGCACAACGGCACCGCGCUGUGCUCCCCCUACUGCCCGCCGGGCAGCUGCCCCCAGGACUGGGUCCUGGUGGAGGGCAGGGGAGAGUCGUGCUGCCACUGCGUCCCGCCUGGGAAGACACCAGCUUCGGAGGUGCCUCGCCCGAGUCCUGGGGAGUCCGCGCAGACAGCGACCGUCACCCCCACCUCCCAGCCCAAGGCCAUGGCCCUGCAACCAAGAAUGGCAGCCGUGACAGGGCUGUCCCCACACCCGAUGACUCCAGGGGCCCCCGCCAGCCAGAGCCCGGCCCCGGGGCCCUUCCCGAGGGUGCAGUGCGGCCCCGGCCAGGUGCCCUGCGCGGUGCUGGGCUGCGUGGAGCGGGAGCAGCUGUGUGACGGGCGGGAGGACUGCCUGGAUGGCUCGGACGAGAGGCGCUGCGUGAGCCCUGGGCCCUGCCCGGUGCCCACCACGGCCCUGCCCGGGCUGCCCUCCCCGCGAGGCCUCUGCUCCGCGUGGCAGCUGACUUGCAGCAGCGGCGAGUGCCUGCCCCCCGAGCGGCACUGCGACCUGCGGCCCGACUGCCAGGACGGAUCGGAUGAGGACGGCUGCGUGGACUGUAGGCUGGCUCCCUGGUCCGGCUGGAGCCACUGCAGCCGCAGCUGUGGCCUGGGCGUCGCCUUCCAGCACCCGGGAGCUGCUGCAGCCACCUGCCCCGGGGGCGGCUGCCCGCCUGACCGCCUCCGCAGCCAGUCCUGCUUCAUGCGGGCCUGCCCUGGUAACUGGCUCCCGCGCCCCUCAGGCCCUCGCGGGCCCCGGGCAGGGCACCUGGGCUGGGCUCCCGUCAGAGACGCGCACCAGGGAGGUGUCCCUGCUCCCUCUAGGGGGGCAGCCCUGCUCCGACGUCGCAGCCUCACACCUCCACAGGGCUUGUCGGGAAGGCUGUCCCCAACCCUGCCCUCCUGCUGCCCCAGUGGCCCUGGACAGGCCCCUGACGUCCCCACCUGUGGGCGCCAGAGUAACAGGCGCUCCCGCCUGAGGGAGGGUAGCGGGCAGAGCCCCUGGUCCUGGACUCUGGGCGCAGUGACCUUGCGGACCUUCUGUUCUGUGGGUCCCCCACCCUGCCACUGCAUUCCAGAGAGGGGUCUCUCUUCAGCCCCCACAUUUGGCUUCCUAGCCUGGCUGGCGGGGGCGUGGACCGCGUGGGAAGCCUGGGGACCGUGCAGCGUCUCCUGUGGGGGUGGCCAUCGGAGCCGCCGGAGGAGCUGCGAGGACCCCCCACCCAAGAAUGGCGGCGCCCCCUGCCCCGGGGCCUCCCAAGAGCGGACAGCCUGUGGCUUGCAGGCCUGCACAGGGGACACAGCCUGUGGGAUGGGCCGUGUGCACGUCAGCGCCGAGCUGUGUCGGAAGGGGCUGGUGCCCCCGUGCCCCCCCUCCUGCCUGGACCCCGAGGCCAACAGCAGCUGCGGGGGGCACUGCCUGGAAGAGGAUGGCUGCGCGCCUCCCUCCCAGUUCCGGGCCUGCGGCUCCCCCUGCGCCGGGCUCUGUGCCACACACCUGAGCCGCGCCCUCUGCCAGGACCUGCCGCCCUGCCAGCCUGGCUGCUACUGCCCCAAGGGACUGCUGGAGCAGGCGGGAGGCUGCGUCCCCCCGGAGCAGUGCAGCUGCCAGCACAUCUCAGGAGAAGGCGCCAGGGUGACCUUGGCCCCUGGGGACCGCCUAUGGCUGGGCUGCAAAGAGUAUGAGUGCCAGCGCGGGGAGCUGCAGUGCACCAGCGGGGGCUGCCAAGGUCUUCUGCCUCUGAGUGACUGGUCCACGUGGUCGCCCUGUGGGCCCUGCCUGCCCCUCAGCGUCCUGGCCCCCGCCUCCAGGACGGCCCUAGAGGAGCGGUGGCCCCAGCACCCAGCCGGCCUCUCCCCAGCCUCGGCCCCCCUGCUGGCCUCGGAGCAGCGCCGCCACCGCCUCUGUUUGGACCCUGAGACGGGCAGGUCGUGGGCUGGGGACCCGGACCUCUGCACCGCGCCGCUCAGCCAGCAGCGCCUCUGCCCGGACCCCGGAGCCUGCCUUGACCGGUGCCAGUGGAGCCCGUGGGGGCCCUGGAGCUCCUGCGAGGUGCCCUGCGGUGGGGGGUUCCGGCUGCACUGGAGAGAGGCAGCGGACCCCCCCGGAGGAGGCUGCUGGGGACCCUGGGCUCAGACCGAGAGCUGCAACCCUGGGCCCUGCCCAGGCUGCCGUUGUCCCCCUGGCCAACUGGUACAGGACGGGCGCUGUGUGCCCAUCUCCUCCUGCCGCUGCGGCCUGCCCAGCCCCAAUGCCUCCUGGGUGCUGGCCCCAGCCGAGGCGGUGCAGCUGGACUGCAAAACCUGCACCUGUGUCAACGGGUCCCUGGAGUGCCCACACCGUGAUGUCCAGUCCUCGGGCCCUGGUCAGCCUGGAGCCGCUGCUCGGCUCCCUGUGGUGGGGGCACCCGGGAGCGCCAUCGGAGCUGCCAGGAGAGUCCCGGGGGGGCGCCCUGCCGGGCCCAGGACGCAGAGCAGCGGCAGGAGUGCGACCUGCAGCCCUGCCCCGCUGCUGCACAGUGGCACAUGCGUGCCCCCCGCUGAGUGCCCCUGCACCCGGCUCUCUCUGCCCUGGGGCCUCACCUUGACCCUCGAAGAGCAGGCCCAGGAGCUGCCCCCGGGGACUGUGCUCGCCCAGAACUGCACCCCCUGCGUCUGCCAAAGGGGGACCUUCAGCUGCUUCCUCGCCGACUGUCAGGGGGAGGUGUGGGCUUUCCGGGUCCCAUCUGGUCCCCCCGAGCCGUGGCUGGGCUGGCGCUGGGGAGGGGAGAGGGUCCUGCACCCCCCCCCACCAGGCGAAGCCGCUGCCUUAAGGAAGCACCUUCCCUCGUCUGUCCACACUGACCCCUCCCUGCCCCGUGUCCUCGGGAUGCUGGGAGGGAAGGACGCCCGGGGUGUGGCCAGGCCCCGGGGUGCGUGUGCCAGCGGGGGCUCCUCCGGAGCCAGGCAGGCCCCUGCGUGACCGCGGAUCUCUGCGAGUGCUGGCACCGCGGGCGCCCCCACCCGGUGAGGCCCCUCGGCUCCUCUGUGCCACCUGCGCCUUCUCAACCCGGGCCUCCCCCCCACCCCGUCCCCCUUCUAGGGCCUGGGGCCACACGUGGGUCAGCCUCUGGGCCGCCAAGGCCCGCCUGCCCCCUGAAACACUCGGGCUGCCUCCGGUCCCGGCUCUGUGCCCUGGCUAGGCCCCAGGCCGGGCUGAAGGGUGGGUGGUGGUGUAGAAAGUCUACGCACUGAGAGAUGGAGAUCGAGGGAGCACGUCCGCCCCUCUCCCCAGCCCGACACCGAAUGGCAGGAGGUCUGUGAGAGCUGCCGCUGCCUCCCUGGGAGGAGCGUCUGCACCCGGCGCUGCCCCCUGCUCACCUGUGCCCAGGGCGAGGUGACCGUGCAGGAGCCCGGGAACUGCUGCCCCACGUGCCGCCGGGCGACUCCGGGAGGUGAUUUCUCAGAGCGCUGAUGGCUCCGCUGCAUGAGGCUGCCCCGGCCCGCUCGGGAUCACCAGGCUCAAGGGCGGUGACCCCCAUCCCCCUGCCCACCCACCACUCCAUGCCUGGUGCCAGCACUUCCCAAAUAAAG